AUGCACAAAUUUCGGCAAAAGCGCCUUGCGGCCAGCGUCCUCGGAUGCGGCGAGCGCAAGAUCUGGCUCGACCCCAAUGAGGUCAGCGAGAUCUCCAACGCCAACUCCCGCCAGACCAUCCGCAAGCUCGUCACCGAUGGCCUCAUCAUCCGAAAGCCCGUCACCAUGCACUCCAGAUCCCGUGCCCGCGAGCUGAACCUUGCACGAAGAAUUGGCCGUCACCGAGGCUUCGGAAAGCGAAAGGGUACCGCUGAUGCCCGUAUGCCUUCUCAGGUUCUGUGGAUGCGCCGCCAACGCGUCCUCCGCCGUCUGUUGGUCAAGUACCGUGCCAGCGGCAAGAUCGACAAGCACCUUUACCACGAGCUGUACCACCUCGCCAAGGGUAACACCUUCAAGCACAAGCGCGGUCUCGUUGAGCACAUCCACCGCGCCAAGGCCGAGAAGCAACGUGAGAGACUGCUCAAGGAGGAGAUGGACGCCAAGCGUGCGAAGACCAAGGCUGCCCGCGAGAGGAAGGUGGAGAGACAGACGGCGAAGCGCAAUGCUCUGAUGGGCGAUCUUGAGGAGGAGACCAAAUAA
Molecule: messenger RNA, 579 nt
Organism: Phaeoacremonium minimum UCRPA7
Lineage: Eukaryota; Fungi; Ascomycota; Sordariomycetes; Togniniales; Togniniaceae
Product: putative 60s ribosomal protein l19 protein
Exons: 4
Coding region: 1-579 (192 amino acids)
Biological process (GO): translation
Cellular component (GO): ribosome; cytosolic large ribosomal subunit
Molecular function (GO): RNA binding; structural constituent of ribosome
Source: RefSeq, a predicted model, not a curated record